UUCCACACACACCCCAAAAUCAAACACCAAGAUCCUCUUAACUUGUUUGGAUUGACUGAUGAAGACAUAAAGCCCGUUGCGCUCCAUGGUUUUUGAGGUGGCGUGAGUGGUUUUGCUUCAUUUUUUUAAAUGGCCACAUGACAGCUUGACCUAGUUUGCUUUCCAGUCAAAGGGCAUUUUUUUAUUUUUUAUUUUUUUUGAAUGUCUCUUUGUGGCGCGAGAGCCAACGCAAAAAUGAUGGCGGCUUACAAUGGCGGUACAUCUGCAGCAGCAGCAGGUCACCACCACCACCAUCACCACCACCUUCCACACCUCCCUCCUCCCCACCUUCACCACCACCACCACCCUCAACACCAUCUUCAUCCGGGGUCGGCGGCUGCUGUCCACCCCGUCCAGCAGCAUACCUCUUCGGCAGCUGCGGCAGCCGCAGCAGCGGCCGCAGCUGCCGCCAUGUUAAACCCUGGGCAGCAACAGCCAUAUUUCCCAUCACCGGCACCUGGUCAGGCUCCUGGACCAGCUGCAGCAGCCCCAGCUCAGGUACAGGCUGCCGCAGCUGCUACAGUGAAGGCGCACCAUCAUCAGCACUCGCAUCAUCCACAACAGCAGCUGGACAUUGAGCCGGAUAGACCUAUUGGAUAUGGAGCCUUUGGUGUUGUCUGGUCAGUAACAGAUCCAAGAGAUGGAAAGAGAGUAGCACUCAAAAAGAUGCCCAACGUCUUCCAGAAUCUGGUCUCUUGCAAAAGGGUCUUCCGGGAAUUGAAGAUGUUGUGUUUUUUUAAACAUGAUAAUGUACUCUCUGCCCUUGACAUACUCCAACCUCCACACAUUGACUAUUUUGAAGAAAUAUAUGUUGUCACAGAAUUGAUGCAGAGUGACCUACAUAAAAUUAUCGUGUCUCCUCAACCACUCAGCUCAGAUCAUGUCAAAGUUUUUCUUUAUCAGAUUUUGCGAGGUUUGAAAUAUCUCCAUUCAGCUGGCAUUUUACAUCGAGACAUUAAGCCAGGGAAUCUCCUUGUGAACAGCAACUGUGUUCUAAAGAUUUGUGAUUUUGGAUUGGCCAGAGUGGAAGAAUUAGAUGAAUCUCGUCAUAUGACUCAGGAAGUUGUUACUCAGUAUUAUCGGGCUCCGGAAAUCCUGAUGGGCAGCCGUCAUUACAGCAAUGCUAUUGACAUCUGGUCUGUCGGAUGUAUCUUUGCAGAACUACUAGGACGAAGAAUACUGUUUCAGGCACAGAGUCCCAUUCAGCAAUUGGAUUUGAUCACGGAUCUCUUGGGCACACCAUCACUGGAAGCAAUGAGGACGGCUUGUGAAGGCGCUAAGGCACACAUACUCAGGGGUCCUCAUAAACAGCCAUCUCUUCCUGUACUUUAUACCCUGUCUAGUCAGGCUACACAUGAAGCUGUUCAUCUCCUUUGCAGGAUGUUGGUCUUUGAUCCAUCCAAAAGAAUAUCCGCUAAGGAUGCCUUAGCCCACCCCUACCUAGAUGAAGGGCGACUGCGAUAUCACACGUGUAUGUGUAAAUGUUGCUUUUCCACCUCUACUGGAAGAGUUUAUACCAGUGACUUUGAGCCUGUCACCAACCCCAAAUUUGAUGACACUUUUGAGAAGAACCUCAGUUCUGUUCGACAGGUUAAAGAAAUUAUUCACCAGUUCAUUCUGGAACAGCAGAAAGGAAACAGAGUGCCUCUCUGCAUCAACCCUCAGUCUGCUGCUUUUAAGAGCUUUAUUAGUUCCACUGUUGCCCAGCCAUCUGAGAUGCCCCCAUCUCCUCUGGUGUGGGAGUGACGGUGGAAGAUAAUGUACUACUGAAGAUGUAAUGUAGCUUUCCACUGGAGUCUGGGAUUUGCAAUUCUGGAGUUCAAUGUGGAGACUUGAAACUUGAAUGUCCCUUCCAACUUUUAUAUUAAAAAUAAAAAGAGAAGAAAACUGAAGAUCGUUUUUCACCUGUACAAGGAAUAUUAAUGGAUCGUCUUAAAAUUGGUCUAGGAAAAAACCUUGGUGUGUGUUAUGGACAAUUAACUGUUAAAGUUAUUGUAAGUUAUCUGUAUUUAGCAGAGUAUUUUCAUCUUGAGUGAUCUGAGCUGAAUUUGAAGACUAUUAAUAAGUUAUGUUUGGAAGUUUUAACUUCAAUGAAGUAAUUAUUUGCUGUGAAAGAAACAAACAUUGAAUUACUAAACAAAGAUGGUGCAAUAUCUUUGUUUCUUUUUUUUAUGAGGCUCCUGAGAAUCAACCCAACUGAAGCAUUUCAAUUCACUUGAAUGAGAAACGUGUUUAGUAUCAAAAGAGCCCAAGAAGACACUGGUGUGAAAGGUACAAUCUCAGAGGUUGGUCAGUUGCCGUGGCACACUUACUGGUCACUUUGUACAAUGUAGAUUUGAAGUACAGUGGUGAAAACAUUAAA
Molecule: messenger RNA, 2401 nt
Organism: Eptesicus fuscus (big brown bat)
Lineage: Eukaryota; Metazoa; Chordata; Mammalia; Chiroptera; Vespertilionidae
Gene: NLK
Product: nemo like kinase
Exons: 12
Coding region: 202-1785 (527 amino acids)
Biological process (GO): intracellular signal transduction; protein phosphorylation
Cellular component (GO): cytoplasm; nucleus
Molecular function (GO): MAP kinase activity; ATP binding
Source: RefSeq, a predicted model, not a curated record